AAAGUCGAAGAAGUAAAGUUCCAUGCUUCUCGUGAUCCGUUAAAAAGCUUAUAAGUACUAAGCAUACAUAACGGUUGUCUGAAUUUAGAACAAAGUUCUCACUCGAAGCAGAGUUCUCUAACUGAUGCAAUCAAAUCUCAAAAGUAAUCCACGAGGUCACAAACUCAGAUCUAGACGAGACAACCAUUUUACUUGUUUAUAACUGAGACGAUAACAUGUGGCUCAACAAUGACUCACAGGAGUAAAAAUAAAAUGGUCAUUUCUUAUUGUCCGAUGAUAUCAAAACCUGAUACAGAAUUACAGACAGACAACAGCAGGAAGAACUUACGAUGUUUGUCUCCAAAGUACAACGUUGUAAAGAUGACAAUGAUGGUUUUGGAGGAAGAGCAGGGCUUGACUAUAACAAAAGCUUUGUUUACGUGCAAGACUCUGGCAAUAUCCUUAAACCAGCUCCCUCUUCACUUUGAGCAACAAUGGCAGCAAUUAUCACCGUUGACUUUCAGAACUGUUUCAUCUUCAUCCUCCUAUGCCUCUUCUCACUCUUUUGCUACUCUUUCUUCUUCAAGAAACCAAAGGACUCACGAGGCUUCAGUGAACUGCCUCCUAGCCCUCCUUCUCUUCCAAUCAUUGGUCAUCUUCACCUUCUCCUCUCUUCUAUAACCCACAAGUCUCUUCAGAAACUCUCUUCCAAGUAUGGACCUCUCCUCCAUCUACGGAUCUUUAAUGUCCCCAUCAUCCUCGUCUCUUCAGCCUCAGUGGCUUACGAGAUCUUCAGGUCUCAUGACGUGAACGUCUCCUCUCGUGGUGGUGCUGCGAUCGAUGAGUCCCUCGUGUUUGGAUAUUCUGGUAUCAUCAACGCUCCUUAUGGAGAUUACUGGAAGUUCAUGAAGAAGCUUAUAGCCACUAAGCUGCUCCGACCACAGUCGCUUGAGAGGUCAAAAGGUAUUCGUGGUGAAGAGCUAAUGAGAUUUUACAACAGCAUUCUCGAUAAGGCGAAGAUGAACGAGAGCGUUGAGAUCAGUAAGGAAGUAAUGAAGCUUGUGAACAACACCUUGUGUAGGAUGAGCAUGGGAAGGAUGUUUUCAGAGGAGAACGGUGAGGCAGAGAAAGUCAGAGGAUUGGUGGAUGAAUCUUAUGCCUUGACCAAGAAGAUGUUUCUGGUAGCUUUAUUGCGUAGACCGCUCAAGAAGUUUCGGAUCCCACUAUUUGUGAAGGAGAUAAUGAGUGUUUCCGACAAAUUCGAUGAGUUGCUAGAGAGAAUUCUUGUGGAACAUAAAGAGAAACUCCAAGAGGGGUAUCAAGGUACUGAUAUGAUGGAUGUGUUAUUGGCAGCUUAUGGAGAUGAAAACGCAGAGUAUAAGAUCACUAGGAAUCAUAUCAAGUCGUUUUUCGUGGAGCUUUUCGUUGGAGGCACUGAUACCUCAGUGCAAACAACACAAUGGACAAUGGCAGAGAUCAUGAACAACCCUAACAUUCUUGAGAGAGUAAGGGAAGAAAUUGAUUCCAUUGUAGGGAAAAAAAGAUUGAUUCAAGAAACUGAUCUACCGAACCUCCCUUAUUUGCAAGCAGUAGUCAAAGAAGGGCUAAGACUGCAUCCACCAGGUCCUCUCUUGGUAAGGACGUUCCAAGAAAGAUGUGAGAUCAAAGGCUUCUACAUACCAGAGAAGACAACACUCAUUAUUAAUGCUUAUGCUGUAAUGAGAGAUCCUGAUUCUUGGGAAGAUCCUGACGAGUUUAAGCCAGAGAGGUUUCUAAGUUCCUCAAGCGCGCAAGAAGGCGAGAAAGAGCAAGCUUUUAAGUACCUUCCUUUUGGCGGCGGAAGGAGAGGAUGUCCCGGAGGUAAUCUAGCUUCUAUAUUUGUAGGAACCGCAAUCGCAGUCAUGGUGCAAUGCUUUGACUGGAAAAUCAAAGGAGAUAAGGUUAACAUGGAAGAGACAAUUGAAGGAAUGAACCUAAGUAUGGUUCAACCUCUUAACUGCUCGCCAGUUCCUCGAACCCUAUCAUUUUCUUGAAUUUACUUUUGAAGAUUUGCAGUUCCUGACACUACUCAGGUCCAUUACAUUUUCAGUCUUUUAUGGUUGUUGUAUUUGAAAUUUAAAUAUUCAUAUGCAAGAAAGCUGAGGCCAGCAAUAUAUAUUAGCUUAUCAAA
Molecule: messenger RNA, 2149 nt
Organism: Capsella rubella
Lineage: Eukaryota; Viridiplantae; Streptophyta; Magnoliopsida; Brassicales; Brassicaceae
Product: cytochrome P450 705A22
Exons: 3
Coding region: 474-2012 (512 amino acids)
Cellular component (GO): membrane
Molecular function (GO): iron ion binding; heme binding; oxidoreductase activity, acting on paired donors, with incorporation or reduction of molecular oxygen, NAD(P)H as one donor, and incorporation of one atom of oxygen
Source: RefSeq, a predicted model, not a curated record